Gadus morhua (Atlantic cod) is the source of this 6535-nucleotide messenger RNA. RefSeq names its product ubiquitin protein ligase E3 component n-recognin 1 (gene ubr1). The record is from RefSeq and is a predicted model, not a curated record. Lineage: Eukaryota; Metazoa; Chordata; Actinopteri; Gadiformes; Gadidae. The transcript is spliced from 47 exons. Gene Ontology annotation, biological process: ubiquitin-dependent protein catabolic process via the N-end rule pathway; protein ubiquitination. Gene Ontology annotation, molecular function: zinc ion binding; ubiquitin protein ligase activity. Bases 77 to 5311 code for a protein of 1744 amino acids. Gene Ontology annotation, cellular component: cytoplasm; ubiquitin ligase complex.
UCAUUUUUGCGAAGAAGCGAAGCUACGUCGUAAAAUGUUAUUACGACUGUGACCACUUCUUUACGGCAGAUAAAAUAUGGCGGAAGGUGAGAAAACACUCAACGGAGUGGAUCUCAGCAAGAAAUGGCUGGAUGCCGCAGACAGCUAUGCAGAAUUGCGAUCCUACCUGCGAGACAUGGUGCCAAGGACCUACCACCUGGACACGGUGCUUGAUCCGCAGGAAGAGGAGCGGGUGCAGAAAUGCCUCCUCCACCCACUGGAGUGUUUCCUGUUUGGCGAGGAUCCGGAGGAGGGCUUGGCCAAACUCAAGCAGGGCAGCGAGUCCUCUGGGAUAUGUGGCCGUGUCUUCAAGGAGGGAGAGACAGUCUACUCCUGCAGGGACUGUGCGAUAGACCCCACCUGUGUGCUGUGCAUGGACUGCUUCCAGGAAAGUGUGCAUAAAGGCCAUCGCUAUAAGAUGCACGCCUCAUCGGGUGGUGGGUUCUGCGACUGUGGAGAUCUGGAGGCCUGGAAGAUCGGCCCCUGUUGCGCCAUACACGACCAGGGGACGGCUGUUGCCAUGGAAACCGACGCCAGUGUGCUGGAUCCUGUCCUGCACGAGCGCGCUGAGCAGCUGUUUCGUUGUCUCCUGCGCUACGUCACCGAAAUGCUGGUCUGGGAGAAAUACUACGAGCUCCCAGAAGACCUUGAGCCCAGGGUGGACGAAGAAGUGUACUUAUGCGUGCUGUACAACGACGACCACCACUCGUUCGACCACGUUAUCUACAGCCUGCAGCGCUCCAUCAAGUGCACCCAGGCGGUGGCCCAGGCCCACACAGCGCUCAUCGACAAAGAGGGACGCUGGAUCGUGAAGAAAGGAACGGUUCUGGCUUGCCAGGAAGUGAACGACCUCAUCGAGUCCAACUCGAAGCACAUCUCCCAGGAGGCGCUGCGCGUGGAGGUGCUGCUCUAUGCAGUGGUGGCCCAUCAGACCUUUGCUCUGCGCCUGGGCAACUGGUUCCAGAAGAUCGUCGGUUAUUCAGUUGGUUUCAGGCAGAUCUUCUCUCAAGUGUUCCUUGAGCAUAGACCGGUUCACCAGGAUCCCUGUUUCGUCAGCCAGCUGAUGCUGCAUGAUUUUGUGAUGCACAAAGGAGCUCGCAGGAUCGUGUAUGAGUUGAUCUUCUGCAGCCUGCUAAUGGAUACAGAGUCUAAGAGGCUUUUUGCAAUUGAAUUCACAAAGAAUUAUGACAUGCUGCAGCAGUGCUUCAUCUUUGAUUACCAUGACAGGAGUAUCUUCAUAUCCUCUCUGUCGGUACAGAUCUUCACUGUGCCAACCCUGGCCAGGCAUCUGAUCGAGGAAGCUAAGGUCAUCAAGGUGAUUGUGGGUACCAUCAUGGAGGUGCUCAAGGGUCACCUGUGCGACUCCAACCGCUUCCAGUUCCAAGGCUACAACUCGGACAAGUUCUUCCGCAUUCAUGUCAUCUUCCAUGACCUCAGGUACAUUCUGAUCAGCAAGCCCACUGAAUGGACAGAUGCGUUGAGGACAGCGUUUCUGGAAGGGUUCAAAGCCUUUCUGGAUCUCCUUGGUUGUAUGCAGGGAAUGGAGGAGGUGAAACGCCAGUUCGGUCAGCACAUCGAGGUUGAACCAGAGUGGGAGGCUGGCUUCUCUCUGCAGAUCCAGCUCCGCCACAUCCUCUCCAUGUUUCAGGACUGGUGCGCCUCUGACGAGACGGUCCUGCUCCAGGCCUUCAGAGAAUGCCACGGAGCACUGAUCCAUUGCAACCACCGGGCAAACCAGAGCGAGCCCACCGACUUCUACAUGUGCAAGCAGAUCCUCCACAUCCGUCCUUACAAAGUCUCCCAGGAGCCUGUCAGCAUACACCUGCCCAUCUCCAGGCUGUUCGCUGGCCUGUAUCUGCACCUGUGCAGGACCGGGGCCAUUGAGCGCCUCCACCAACACGUCGAUCCUGCGAGCUACGACUACACCUACCUGGCGGAACACUCUCUGCGCUGCCUGGUGUUGGUGGCGCAGGUCUCGGCCGAGAUGUGGCGCCGGAACGGGCUCUCGCUGGUCAGCCAGGUGUACUACUAUCAGGAUGUGAAGUGCCGGGAUGAGAUGUAUGACAAGGACGUCCUCAUGUUACAGAUUGCAGCCUCCAAAAUGGACCCCAACCACUUUCUCAUGCUUCUCUUGUUGAGGUUUGAGCUAUUUGACGUCUUUAACGGAAGUACCUCAGGCAAAGAUCAGGAGCUGCUGAAGCAGUGGAAUCGGCUGACAGAGGAGAUGCUGUUUCUCCUGAUUGUCAUCAUCGGUGAGCGCUAUGUGCCGGGGGUCAGUGAGGUAACCAAAGAGGACGUGACGAUGAGGGAGGUGAUCCACCUGCUCUGCAUCGAGCCCAUGGCCCACAGCGGCCUGGUCAAAGGCCUGCCGGAAAACGAGAGUCAUGAAACCGGCCUGGAGUCUGUUAUUUCCAAAGUUUCCAAUUUUAAGAAGCCUGGGGUGUCAGGCCACGGUCUGUACGAAGUGAAGAAAGAGUGUCUGCCAGAGUUCAACCCUUUCUUCUACCACUACUCCAAGUCUCAGCACAGCAAGGCAGAGGAUUCCCAGAAGAAGAGGAGAGCUCAGGAGGGCACUGAUCAAGCCCUGCGGCCUCCCGUUCCGCCGGCCUUCUGCCCGGCCUUCUCCAGCGUGGUGCGUCUGCUCAGCUGUGACAUCUUCGUCCACAUCCUGAGGCGAGUGCUGCAGAGAGCUGCCAAGGACCGCUCCACGCAGUGGACCGAGGCCAUGGUCCAGAGGGCCCUGCAUCUGAUUGGACAGGCACUGUUGGAGGAAAAGUCCCAGCUUGAGGCCGCUGCAGACGAGGAGGUGGCCUUCGAUUUCAGCGUCAAAGCCCGUGGUUUGGGCUCAGAACACAGCAAAUCUGUGUUCCAGCUCCUGACCAAAGUCAAGUCCCUUCCUGCACUGGAAGGCCACAGCGACAUGGUCAAGUGGAUUCUCCAGAUGUUUGAGUCGGUGAAGUGCCACAGAGAGAAGAACUGCCCGACCGCCUCCGUGAGCAUGGACACAAGCAAACCAGAGCCAGAGGUGGCACAGGACAAAGACAAGGCAGAGCGCAAGAGGAAGGCGGACGCCGCCAAGCUCCACCGGCAGAAGAUCAUGGCCCAGAUGUCCGCCAUGCAGAGGAACUUCAUCGAGUCCAACAAGAUGCUGUACGACAACAUGCCGGACAGCAGCAGUAGCCAUCCAGGACCGGCCGCCACGUCUAGUGAGAGCUCCAGUGUCCCGGAGCAGCGGGAGCGCUGCGUGGCCCUGGGCCCCCAGCGCGGCUCCACGCCCGCCCAGCGGGAGGUGCUGACCUGCAUCCUGUGCCAGGAGGAGCAGGAGGUGGCGGCGCUGUCCCAGGCCAUGGUGCUGACGGCGUGCGUGCAGAGGUCCACGGUGCUCACCCAGUGCCGGGGGAAGGCCCUGGGCACGGAGAACGCCUGCGGUAACGCAGCCCCGUCCAACUCGCUCUUCAUGUCCCCUGAACUGGUGGUCGGGACGCACACCGGCAGCUGCGGCCACAUCAUGCACUCAAGCUGCUGGCAAAAGUACUUCGAGGCCAUCCAGAACACGACCAGGAACCGCCUCCACGCCGAGCUGAUCAUCGACCUGGAGAACGGCCAGUACCUGUGUCCCCUCUGCAAGUCUCUGUGCAACACCGUGGUGCCCCUCGUGCCCCUGGAGCCCCUCACCAUCGACUACGAGAAUGCAGAGAUAGUGGGCCAGCACCUGACCCUGCCCCGCUGGAUCCUGAUCCUCUUGGCCAGAAUCAACGGACUCAAGUCCAUCAAUCACAGCUCCGAGGGCGCGUCUCCUGAAGAAGCGUCAGGGCUUUGUGGAGAGGGUCGGCCCGACUUCAGAUCCAUCCUGAGCUUUGGCGUGCAGGAGCCGAGGAAGUUCUCGGACAGCAUAGCCGAGAUGCUCGUGGUGUGUGCCACCACGGUGCACCGGGUGGGCCUGGAGACCCCGCCCAACGAGCUGUGCCCCCACGUGCCCACCAUGGCCUGGAACACGUGCGCCUUCACCAUCCAGGCCAUCGAAAAUGUGUUGCAGGAGGAAGACAAAGCGCUUUUUGGAUCUUUACAGAACCGACAGCUGGUGGGUCUGAACGCCGUCAUCCAGUUCUCCGCCGCCCAGAGGCUGAAGUCCUCCCAGGCUGUGAUCCAAACGCACUUUACAGACAUGCUCGCAGUCCUGUUGCCGACCAUCAGCAGAGAGAAUACCCCCUCUAUCCUGGAGGUGGACUUCUUCCAUCUUCUGGUGGGCAUGGUGCUGUCCGUCCCAGCGCUCUACCACGAGGAGGCGGUGGAGCUGCAGCCGUCGGCCGUCAGCUCCGCCUACAACCACCUCUACAUCCUGCACCUGGUCACCAUGGCGCACCUGGUGCAGGUCCUGCUCACCUCGGACUUUCCUGCAGCGGCGGGGGGGGAGGAGGGAGAGGAGGCCCGGGCGGCGGCGGAGCUCUACAUCACCCUGACCCAGCUCACCACAGGGCUGAGCUCAGAUGUGUCCGGCAGCGCUGUGGCUGAGGGAGUGAAGCGGGCGAUCACGCCUUUCCUGCGCUGCACGGCACUCUUCUUCAAUGGUCUUACAGGAGUGCCCCCUCCGGUGGAGAUCUCCAGCACUGCAGUUACCUCACCAGGACACACGGAGGCGCUGUGCAGUUAUCUGGCGUUACCCUCCAACCUAUUCCAGCUCUUCUGGGAGCACCGGGAGUCUGUGAGGCCUCUGCUGCAGAGGUGGUGCCAAGACCCAGCUGUAACCAAAGCGCAAAAGGGUGAAAUCCAAACAGUCAGGUAUCCAAGGAGGAGGAAUCACCUGAUCGACCUGCCAGCGGAUUACAGCUCCCUCCUAAAUCAGGCCAGUCAUUUCAAGUGUCCCAAGUCCAACGACGGGGAGCGGAAGCACCCCACCCUGUGCCUGGUGUGUGGCACCAUGCUGUGCUCCCAGAGCACCUGCUGCCAGUCCCAGCUGGAGGGCGAGGACGUGGGCGCCUGCACCGCCCACGCCGCUACCUGUGGCGCCGGCGUCGGAGUGUUCCUCAGUAUCAGAGAAUGUGAGAUUGUGCUGAAGGCCAGCAAGACGCGAGGAAGCACUUAUCCGGCCCCCUACCUCGACGACUACGGAGAGACAGACCCCCAGCUUGUCCGGGGCAACCCCCUCCACCUGUGCCCCGAGCGCUACAAGAAGCUGCACCAGCUGUGGCAGCAGCACUGCGUCCUGGAGGAGAUCGCCCGCAGCCUGGAGGUGGACAACGUCAUGUUCGCCCUGGAGUGGCAGAUGCUGUGAGGGGGCGGGACCACGGACUGCCGGGCGCGGCCACACCCCCCCGGUGCUGCGGCCGGCGCCACAAACACCCGCACACACAGGCAACAAGCACGCAGCCACACACACACACACACACACACACACACACACACACACACACACACACACACACACACACACACACACACACACACACACACACACACACACACACACACACACACACACACACGUAUAGAGCUUAGCUUCUCUUUAGUGGGCGGCGAGUGGGGGGGCCCCGGCCUGCCUGAGGGUCCCCAUCCGGCCCCCCACUCCUCUGUAAGGGAGGACCAGAGGCAGUCUUAAUAUGUCUGGCCCUAGCGAGGAGAGGGGAAAGCGAGUGAGCUGCUGCUGCCUUUAUCAUUUGGAUUGCCCCGCGUCACGCGCAAGGCAGCAGGUUCCUCUCCAUAGAGCGAUCGUGAAGACAACCAUGACCCCCCCCACACAAUGUAUCGUUUAAUCAUCACUUUAUGUGUGUCAAGUGCCUCCCCAGUAAUGCUGUGAAGUUCCUGCAUUCUUUCUUUAGUUUAGGGUUUUCUGUUUGAUUCAAGUUUUACGAAAGGGUUUGCUUGAUCACACAGGAGUUCAUUCCCACUAAGGAAGUGUUUGGGAUCAUACUAUGUUUGGAUACAAAACAAUACUAGGUUUCUUUAUAAUAACUAUAUCUUCAUAUAUGUAAUUUUUGGAACAUUUAUUGAUACACUUGUUCAUAAAUCGGAUGUAGCUUACUGUUGAGAAGGGUACAAGUCAUUGUUGUUCUGUCAGAUAUUGGAGGAUUGAAAAAAAGUCUGAAGUUGGUUUUCUUUUUUUUUCAGGUAGCAAUAGUCUUUAUAUUUACCAUACUGGUGACAGAGAAGUUAUCAAAUGAUUAUGGAAAUACCUAUUAGGCCCACCCAGACAAAAACAAACUUUAUUAACCGGAAAUGAUUCGACUGAGCUUGUUGGAUUCAGGUUUCCAUGAAAACGGGAGAACUAGGACUUGCAUCACUAAAGAGCAGCAUACCAGCAGAAGACUAUCCCAGUUAUUCUAUACACGCAUUCAAAAAUACUAUUUAAGAUGAAUAUGUACAUUUUAUGGUAACAAGUUACACAUUGUUCACAAUAAUCGCUUUUAGGGAUAACUGAAACCUUGUGCAUAUUGAAGUUCUUUGUUUUUUUGUUGCUUACUUUUCCAUGACAAUGAAAUAAAGAUCCUGGACUACAAAA